GUUCAGCUUCGGACGGAAUUAUUUUGUUUACCUAAUUUUCAAUUUCCCGGUGGUCGACGGUUAAAUAAUUAUAAAUUGAUAGACAUUUAGCCGUUUGUGAUAGACAUAUUAUCAUAAAGAAAGUAGUUUUCAAAAUGCCGAGUGAAAUGAUUACCCUUCAACUCGGCCAGUGCGGCAAUCAGAUUGGUUUCGAAUUUUGGAAGCAGUUGUGCAUUGAACACGGCAUAUCUCCUGAUGGUAUUUUGGAGGAGUUUGCAUCGGCGGGUUCCGAUCGUAAAGAUGUAUUUUUCUAUCAAGCUGAUGACAAUCAUUAUAUCCCUCGUGCUGUGCUUUUGGACUUGGAGCCGCGUGUGAUACACACUAUUCUAAACUCACCGUAUGCUAAGUUAUACAACCAAGAGAAUGUAUAUUUAUCAAAGCAUGGAGGUGGAGCGGGCAACAACUGGGCUUCAGGGUUCGCCCAGGGGGAGAAACUGAACGAGGAAGUGUUUGACAUAAUCAACAGAGAGGCAGACGGUAGUGACAACUUGGAAGGUUUUGUCCUGUGCCACUCUAUAGCUGGAGGCACUGGCUCAGGUAUGGGCUCAUAUAUCUUGGAACACCUCUCGGACAGGUUCCCAAAGAAGCUCGUACAGACAUACAGCGUCUUCCCAAACUUGGAUGAGAUUAGCGACGUGGUGGUGCAGCCGUACAACUCGCUGCUGACGCUGAAGCGGCUGACGGAGAGCGCCGACUGCGUCAUGGUGCUGGACAACACGGCGCUCAACCGCAUCGCCAGCGACCGCCUGCACAUACAGAACCCGUCCUUCGCGCAGAUCAACACGCUCGUCUCCACCAUCAUGAGCGCCAGCACCGCCACACUCAGGUACCCGUCGUACAUGAACAACGACCUGAUCAGCCUGGUGGCGCCGCUCAUCCCCACGCCGCGGCUGCACUUCCUCAUGACGGGCUACACGCCGCUGACGGCCGACCACGAGCUCAACGCUGUGAGUACACAACUGUUCACUGCGCAGGCACCAAAAAUAAGAAAGACCACAGUACUGGACGUGAUGCAGCGAUUGCUGCAGCCCAAGAACAUGAUGGUGUCACUCAGCCCCGACCGAACCAACCAGCACUGUUACAUUUCUAUUCUGAAUAUCAUUCAGGGCGAGGUGGACCCGUCGCAGGUGCACAAGUCGCUGCAACGCAUCCGCGAGCGCAAGCUGGCUUCGUUCAUCCCGUGGGGGCCGGCCUCCAUCCAGGUGGCGCUGUCGCGGCGCUCGCCCUACGUGCACUCGUCGCACAAGGUGUCCGGCCUGCUGCUCGCCAACCACACCAACAUCUCCUCCCUGUUCGACCGGUGCCUGCAGCAGUUCGACAAGCUGCGCAAGCGCGAGGCGUUCCUCGAGGUGUUCCGCAAGGAGCCCAUGUUCAAGGAGUCGCUGGAGGAGUUCGACGAGUCGCGGACCGUGGUGGACGAGCUGGUGCAGGAGUACCAGGCCGCCGCCACGCCCGACUACGUGCACUGGAACCCAGAAAGCAGCUCAAUAUAACAACCAACGGUGACCAGCGUAAAUCAAUCAAGUACAAAUGUUUGAGCACAAACAUGACGCCAGCAAACAAAUACUCCAAAGUUAAAAUAUACUAGUGCCACUAAUUUUUAACUUAAUGUAAUUGGGCUUUUUUUUGGGAAGAUUUUUAAAAAUUCCAGUAGAGGCAGCCCAGUCAGCAACGUCGAAUGUAUUGAGUUAUAAAGAUGUUGUACCUGGUGUAUUUAGGGAUUGAAGAAUUCAUUGAAAAUGGUUAUGAUAAAAAAUCAUUGGAAUUAAUGAGGACUUCAAUAGAGAAAACAAAACAUACCAGUGGCGAAGGUUGGAAUUUUGCCGAAGGAAACUAUGAAAAGGAAUUUCAUACCACGUGAUAUGGUUCUCAUAUAUUCAUUGCAAUAAUGAAUGUGUAUGGAUAUUUAAACGGUAACCGAGCGGAAUCGGCUUGUAUGGACUCUUCGCCGCUGAUAUGUACCCCCCACAAGUGCUGUCCCUACUACUAGUGGAUUUUUUUAAAAGUUUCCCAAGAAAUAGGCGCAUUAAAAAAACUCCUAAAAGGAAUUAGAAUUAUCAUAUCUUAAUAUAGUAUACUUAAGUUUUUGGGUUAAUAUUGCAAAAUUACUCAUUGUAUAAUUUUAACGCCUAAUAACUAGUGUACAUAACUUAUAAGAAAGAAGUUAGAAGGCUUUACAUUCCCUUUAUUGGAUUUGAUAUUUUACUUUAGACUAAGAAAGUCAUUUCAUAGUCAUUAUUACUGUAUACAUGUCCCAUAAUUAUUACUAUACUUAUAAAAGACUCGAAUCUACAAUUUAUGGACAAAAUUGUUAGACACUAGCGGUUUUAUCUGCAUAAUUCUCGGUACCGUUAGUAAGCAAAUGAAAACCAAUAUCAUUUACUCCCUGAUUAUGUACUUUUCAAAUUUGUCCAGUAGAUUUAGAGUUUAUAUAUUACAUACACAAUUACAAGUCUUUGCUCUUAAUAUUAAUGUUGAUUUUUGUUAUCACUAAAGUGUCUACAGUGUGCUUAGUAGGAGUUUUCAAUAUUUUCACAUUGUUACUAUCGCGUUGACGUAAACGCAAAUUUACAUGGAAUUGAAACAGUUGCGCAUUAGCGUCAUUAGAUGGCGCUGUUUCAGUUCCUUAGAAAUUCGCGUUUACGUUAACGCGAUAGUAACAGUAUCAAACUGCCACUAGGCCCUCAGAGUAAUGUAGACGGUUGUCUUUGGAUGUGGUUGUAAAGUGACAGCACGAACGUCGCAAACGCUUUUGUUUAUACUUAAUAUAUUUUUUAAAUUGGAGGCCUCCAAAAAUCACAACAUGGAUUGCUUUUGACACACACUAAAAACACAACAUGGAUGCGUUUGACACACACACAAAAAACACAACAUGGAUGCGUUUGUCCGCCUCUGGUUCGGGUAGGGAGGCCUCCUUUGAAGGUCCUCCAAGAUUUAGAGACCUCAUUAAGGCGGACUGUCUCUUCCGCCCCCCCAGUUAGUCCUUUAGGCCUAGUCCUACCCAUAAAAAAUAUCUGUGUUAUAUUGUAACAUAUACAAUCUCGAGGUUUUGAAUCUCUAUUGUUUACUAAUACCUUUAUUGUGCCAUUUCUUAAAUUAUCUCGAAUUAAUGAUUUACUUAAAUAAGUAUAUAGGUAUAGUUACAGUGGCGUAGCGUGCCUUGGAGCCCUAUAUCAAACUUAGUUGAGGGGCCCAAAUGACAAAAUGAUUUCUCACAAAAUAUAUAAAAAUACUCGCUUAAAAUUAGUAUGAUUGUAAUUUAAUCUAUGUAGAAUGUUAGUAACUUUUGGCCACACGCUUAAACCAGGGAAAAAAAGAUUUUGUGUCAUCUUUAUCAUUAAGGAACUCAUCAAUGUUGUAGUAACCUCGACUAAGUAAAUGUUUUUUAACACAUUGCUUAAAGCUAUGCAUUGGCAGGUCCAUCACAGUCUUGGGGAUCUUAUUAUAGAAGAGUACACCCAAACCUACAAAAGAUUUUUUUACUCUUUGGAGACGAUAUGCAGAAAUAACUAACUUAUGCCCGUGUCUGGUAAGACAUAGGUUUAAGUCUCCUUUUCGUUUGUACAAAUUAAUAUUUUGUCUUACAUAUACUAUACUGUUAUAUAUAUAUAUAUUGACAGGCUACUGUUAAUGUGUUGUUCCUUUGUUCCUUUCGCACGUAAGGGGCCCCAGUAUCCCGGGGGCCCCGUCUCAUUGAUAGGGCUGACACGGCGGUAGCUACGCCCCUGUAGGUAUAGCUACAAUAAUAUUAUGUCGAAACCCGACGUUUAACCUGAUCUACGAUACGAUCUAAUGAUUAACGAAUUUGCCGUUAAGUUGUCUAUAAAUACCUAACGUCUCUAAAUAAUGCUUCCUUCAAUCUGUAAUGUUACCUGUUUUAAUUAAAGUUGGAGCUAAAUUAUAACCAUGUAAGUAUUAUGUAUGUAUUGUUCAAGUUAAAUAUAUUUUUAGUAAGAA
Bicyclus anynana (squinting bush brown) is the source of this 3996-nucleotide messenger RNA. It is a transcript of the gene gammaTub37C, whose product is annotated as tubulin gamma-2 chain. The transcript is spliced from 10 exons. NCBI's taxonomy places the organism in Eukaryota, Metazoa, Arthropoda, Insecta, Lepidoptera, Nymphalidae. The coding region runs from base 135 to 1532 and encodes 465 amino acids. The record is from RefSeq and is a predicted model, not a curated record. Gene Ontology annotation, molecular function: GTP binding; structural constituent of cytoskeleton. Gene Ontology annotation, cellular component: centrosome; microtubule; cytoplasm. Gene Ontology annotation, biological process: microtubule nucleation; meiotic spindle organization; cytoplasmic microtubule organization.